Molecule: messenger RNA, 1047 nt
Organism: Didymosphaeria variabile
Lineage: Eukaryota; Fungi; Ascomycota; Dothideomycetes; Pleosporales; Didymosphaeriaceae
Exons: 2
Coding region: 1-1047 (348 amino acids)
Source: RefSeq, a predicted model, not a curated record
AUGGAUGUCAACAUACAACAAUUCACGGCGAACACCUUUACCCAUCGAUAUGGCGACGAAGCUUUGAGCUGCCGCUGCAACAACAAGUGUUGUUACUUCGAGGGUUGCUGCGCCAAGGAGCCAGGUCGAAACUUGGAAUCACUCCCGUAUGUGGAGUACUACGAACCAACUACGAUUCGCAACACCGAGCCCAACAAGGAGAAUGCUGGACGUAGUUUCCUUGAUCUCCCCGCCGAGCUCCGGAACAAAAUUUACGUGCAGGUGGUUCUCAGUGAUGAGGCGAUUCGUAUGAAGCUCAACCCCACGAUCAUGGACCAUAACGAGAAGCACCAAUGGGGUCGUGACAACGCAUGGGCAAUUCUUGGUGUUUGUCGCCGUCUCUAUCAUGAGGCCUCCUCCUUGGCAUACAAGGAGAACUACUUCCAGGUCUGGCGGGGCACGCAUCGAGACUUCACAAUUACCAAGCAUCCCGGAAUGCCGCACGAGCGUAUCCAAUUUCUGCACCUGUUCUACCCCAUGGAGAGCUCACCUUGUUCCUGGCGGAUGGACCACAUGUGGUCACAUUGGCUCAAAGAUGUCGAGAUCGUACGCAAACACUUUCCGAGCCUUCGUCGGCUCUUCCUGAAGAUGGGCUAUGAGGGCUUCGAUCCUAACACGCUGUAUAAUUACCACACGUGGGCCCCUUUGUUGUUCAAAGGUCCUGGAGAGUCAGAAGCAGCGAUGUUGAAGCGUGUGACCGCAGUCUUGCGAGCCAUGACACAAUUGCACGGACGCAAGAUGCCGCAGUGUGUCCAGAUCAAUUUCUGGGGCUAUUUCCACGAUGUCCACACCGAUGCCUACUACCCUGCCGACCACGAGCCCCAGAUGAUCAACAAAGCUAUCUUGAAGGUGGCGGAUCCGAACAUCAACAUCGAAGAGUACAAGAAGCAGUCGUACCCGCUCCACUGGAUCUCAGGCCCUAACGCCAUCUUCUAUGGGAACGAGCGUAAUCCUAGUGAGUACGAGAUGGAGUAUGGACCAGAGCCGUCCGAGUAUGAUAGCGAUUAA